AUGAUCCAUCCAACGUUCGGAAAACCCAGAGGUGAUCUUCCAACGUUCGCCAAACCCAACGGUAACCCAGCAACAUGUGUGAAACCCAGAGGAGACCCUCCAAAGUUUGACCCUCCAACGUGUGGCAAACACAAAGGUGACCCUCCAACGUGUAGAAAACCUAAGGAUGAACUUCCAACGACUGGCAAACUCAGAAAUGAACUUCCAAUGUGCAGCAAAACAAUAGGAGAUUCUCCAGGGUGCGUCAAACCCAAAUGUGAUCCUUCAACAUGCGGGAAACCCAGAGAGGUGACCCUCAAACGUGUGCCAAACUCGGAGGUGAUCCUCCAAAAUGCGGCAAACCCAGGGGCGACCCUCCAACGUGCUGUAAACUCAGAGGAGACCCUCCAACGUGCAGCAAACCCAGAGGUGACCAUCCAAUAUGAGCCAAAUCCAGAGGUGACCCUUCAACGUGCGGUAACCCUCGAACGUGCUGUAAACCCAGAGGUGGCCCUCCAACAAGAGGUAAAUUCAAAGGUGACCCUUAAACGUGCUGCAAACCCAGACGUGAUUCUCCCACGUGCAGUAAACUCAGAGGUGACUCUCCAACGUUCGCCAAACUCGGAGGUGACCCUCCAACGUGCGCAAAACCCAGGUUUUUACACUCCAAUGUGCGGCAAACACAAAGGUGACCCUCCAACAUGUAGAAAACCCAAUGAUGAACCUCCAACGAGUGACAAACCCAGAGGAGAACUUCUAAUGUGCAGCAAACCCAUAGAUGAUUCUCCAGCGAGCGUCAAAGCCAAAUGUGAUCCUUCAACAUGCGGGAAACCCAGAGGUGACCCUCCAACAGGAGAUCCUCCAACGUGCAGCAAGCCCAGAGGUAACCCUCCAACGUACGGCAAGACCAGAGGUGACCCUCCAACGUACGGCAAGACCAGAGGUGACCCUCCAACGUACGGCAAGACCAGAGGUGACCCUCCAACGUACGGCAAGACCAGAGGUGACCCACCAACGUACGGCAAGACCAGAGGUGACCCACCAACGUACGGCAAGACCAGAGGUGACCCACCAACGUACGGCAAGACCAGAGGUGACCCUCCAACGUACGGCAAGACCAGAGGUGACCCUCCAACGUUCGACAAAACCAGAGGUGACCCGCCAAUGUGCGGCAAAUACAAAGGUGGCCCUCCAACGUGUGCCAAACCCCCGAGGUGA
Molecule: messenger RNA, 1197 nt
Organism: Procambarus clarkii (red swamp crayfish)
Lineage: Eukaryota; Metazoa; Arthropoda; Malacostraca; Decapoda; Cambaridae
Source: RefSeq, a predicted model, not a curated record